This is a messenger RNA of Zerene cesonia (dogface butterfly), 3286 nucleotides long. It is a transcript of the gene Ac3, whose product is annotated as adenylate cyclase type 3. Gene Ontology annotation, molecular function: adenylate cyclase activity. The record is from RefSeq and is a predicted model, not a curated record. NCBI's taxonomy places the organism in Eukaryota, Metazoa, Arthropoda, Insecta, Lepidoptera, Pieridae. The annotation marks the transcript as partial. Gene Ontology annotation, biological process: cAMP biosynthetic process; intracellular signal transduction; adenylate cyclase-activating G protein-coupled receptor signaling pathway. The transcript has 19 exons.
GUGCGCGCACCGCUUUGCGCCGUCUCGACCUAAUAUUCGCGCCCUCUCAACCCUUGUCGCUCAAUAUUCUUAAACAUAAUAAAACAACAGCCCGUCAUCCCCUUCAUUAAUCAUUUAAAAUAUAGACCAGACGGCCAACGACAAAACAAAUACAUGUUAUGUGAAAUCAAAGUCAGUGGGUCAAUGGCAAAAUCUUUGCAGAGAUUACUUACAUCAUUGUUACAAUAAAUUCGGCGGGAAACAUACAUAAGACAUAAAGUUAUUGAGAAUAAUUAUGGCAAUAAAAAAGUUGUAAUUUGUCAUCUAUGCAUAAAUAAAUUUCGAAGACCAUAAAUGAAUCAAAAUGAAUAACUUUAAUGAAAUGCUUUUAGAAAUACCAUGAAAACUUACUGAAAACAUGGAUAAAACACAGCGAGAGCGUUUGGCGAAAAUUUGUUUAUGUUUGGUUCCACCAUGGCGAUUUUUGGAUUUAUCAGACGAAAAAUUGUAUCUCGCAUACACUCAGAGACAGAGGCAAGGAGCAGUUUUGCGUUGGAUUGCGCUGGGCUUACUAUUGCAGAUAUUUAUUGCGUUGGUGCCGGGAGAAUCUAAUCUAGAAUUUGCUUAUGCAUCUGUGGUGAUAGCAAUAUUAAUAAACAUAAGCCUGGUUAUUGUAUAUGCUCUUAUUCGUAGAGCGCGACCAGCUCUUAAUCACAUUGCAUGGUUUGUGCUUUGGGUUCAACUGUUAAUAAGUGCCUCGCGAAGGGUUGGAGAUUCUUACAACGAGUUACUCGGAUGGGCUAUCGUGUUACAGUAUUUCACCUUAACAACCCUUCCAUUUCAUCACUUGUUGCUCACCGUUUAUAGUACAAUUUCUUUCUCAGCUUACUUAUUAAUACAGUACUACAAUGCGUCUAUUUGGGAUGAUAGAGUCGAAGGCAAUUUACUAUCACAGCAACUAGCCAAUGGAUGUUUAUUACUUGGAGCCACGUUACUAGGCGGUACAGCCUAUGUUAUAAAUGAGCGUAAACAGCGACAAUCUUUUCAAGAAACGAAAAGGAGCUUAGGUGAUAAACUGACAAUUGAGCAACAGAGUAAAGAACAGGAAAGAUUACUUCUAUCAGUGCUACCGGAACAUGUAGCCGUGAAAAUGAGAGCCGAUCUGGGCCUUAUUGAUACACAAUUUAAAAAAAUAUACAUGUCAAGGCACGAAAAUGUAAGCAUUUUAUAUGCAGACAUUGUAGGAUUUACGGCUAUCUCUUCCACAUAUUCUGCUCAAGAUCUUGUGGCAAUACUUAAUGAACUGUUUGCUCGAUUUGAUCGUUUAGCAGAGAAAUACCAGCAGUUGCGUAUAAAAAUUCUCGGCGAUUGUUACUAUUGUAUCAGCGGUGCUCCUGUGGAAAGACCGGAUCAUGCUGUGCUCUGUGUGCACAUGGGCCUAUCAAUGGUUAAAGCUAUAAAGUAUGUACAACGAAUAACGAACUCCCCUGUGGAUAUGCGAGUCGGCAUUCAUACCGGUGCAGUGCUUGCCGGAGUGCUGGGUCAGCGACAAUGGCAAUUCGAUGUGUAUUCCCGGGAUGUAGAAUUGGCAAAUAAAAUGGAAAGCAGCGGAAUGGCUGGACGCGUGCACGUGUCGGAAGUGACGCUUAGUUUCCUGAACGACGAGUUUGAAGUUGAACCGGCACAUGGCGAGCGCCGUGAGGAGAUGCUGCGACAAGCGGGGAUCAAGACUUACUUCAUUGUUCGGUUCAAGGGGAGCGAAGAAAAGUGUAUCGAAGGUGAGGCGGGUGGAGGCGACUGGCCCGACGUUCUCUCCGACCUCAAAGACGAUGAUGAGGACUCGGUUCUUUCCCCGCAAGAGGAAACACAGGUCAGCGAAGAAAUGAAAAUCCACGCAAUGUUGCAAGAGGAAUUGGUUAACCGCGAUGAUGACAAGGAGCUCGCAGAUGGGACAACCCUCUGUUUAACUUUCAAAGAUAACGAGGUCGAAAGCGGUUACGCACAGCGAGGCAAUUCCUACCCGCAGGCGAUCGGAGCCCCGCCGAUGAUAAUCCUUCCUGCUUUAACGCCUAUUAUCACAUUUGCUGUACCCAGUACUUGGACAUUCCAAGCUUUUUACAUCGCCCUUAUAAUAGAAGCCUGCGCUCUCAACAUUUUGUACCUCAUUGUCUUCAGAUGCGCUCAGUAUAAGAAUAAGAAGAUUCCUACUUAUUGGAAAUUGGCUUGCGGAUUAUUAAAUAUCGCCGUAUUCGUUUCUUUAAAUAUCAUACCUUUGAUUCUUUGUGGCCAUAUCGAGAGCAACCUGGAAGAAGAACAAUUAAGUCCCAAAAAUGUGGAAUUGGUCAAAAAUCAGCGUUGUUUACACUCCUCGUAUUAUUAUCAUAUGGGUGUCGGUGUGGCGUGUAGCGUGCUAUGGGUGCGGCCGCUCCGCGAGGGCUAUCGCGUGUUGAUGCUGCUGACCGUAGCCGCUGCGUACGCGCUACCGGCCGUGCUGUACCCGGCGCUGCUCACUCGAUACCAUCUGCCUUAUGAUCCUUUUGAACAUCUUAAUGUUACAACCUUCAACGAUACUAUGGUUUUGGAUUUUAUGUCCCAAGUCCACGCGACGCGACACAUAAUAAUGUUGUUUAUAGUUAUCAUUGGGUUGAUUAUCUAUCACAGAUACUGCGAGUCGCUGGAGCGCGCGCGGUACUCGCGCGGCGCGCGCAUGCGCGGGCAGGCGGAGCAGGCGCGUGAGCUGCGGCGGCGCAACGAGGCGCUCGUGCACAACGUGCUGCCGCCGCACGUCGCCACGCACUUCAUGGGCGCGCGCCACCACCACCGCGACCUCUACAGCCAGAGCUACGCGGAGGUCGGCGUGCUUUUUGCCUCUAUGCCCAACUUUACAGAAUUUUACUCAGAAGAAACGGUCAACAAUCAAGGCCUAGAAUGUUUACGGUUUCUCAACGAAGUUAUAUCCGAUUUUGAUCUCUUACUCGAAGAUUCGAAAUUCAGUAAGGAUAUAAUUAAAAUAAAAACGAUUAGUUCCACUUACAUGGCUGCAUCCGGCCUAAACCCUUCGCGACAAAUGCAGCCAUCUGACGGUAUUCUGGUACGUUGGGCGCACUUGGCUUGCUUGGUGGAGUUUGCCUUAGAGCUUCAGCGUGUACUGGCUGCUAUAAAUGAGCAAUCGUUCAACCAUUUCGUGCUCCGUAUGGGAGUCAACCACGGGCCCAUAACAGCCGGCGUCAUUGGGGCUAGGAAACCACACUACGACAUAUGGGGCAAUACUGUCAAUGUGGCGUCUCGAAUGGAAAGCACCGGAAAG